Messenger RNA from Aspergillus neoniger CBS 115656, 417 nucleotides. RefSeq lists its product as uncharacterized. The record is from RefSeq and is a predicted model, not a curated record. The coding region runs from base 1 to 417 and encodes 138 amino acids. The transcript has 3 exons. Lineage: Eukaryota; Fungi; Ascomycota; Eurotiomycetes; Eurotiales; Aspergillaceae.
AUGGAUGAGUGGUUACAUCUCUUCUUUGCAAAGAAUGCCAAGUUCGAUACCGCGGGACUAAGUCAUGAUGAGUAUCUGAGCUUCUUCAACCUCGCUGUAACUAUCCACAUUCCGACUCGAGGCACGGAAAUAUACUAUGACAAUGUGAAGGCGAAGUUCCCUGACGUUCAACAGCUCCCUCGCUUCUUCGAGUCUCCCGAUCUGGGGCACCGUUCAGGAGGAAAGGGUGGGCAGCCCACGACUGUCUUCGCUGCCUUGAGACGCUGGGUCGAGAAUGGCACUGCGCCUGACACCCUACCUGUGGAGUUUUCUGGGGGUAAUGGCACUACAUACAGCAGGAUUCCGUGUCCUUAUCCAGCUCAAGCGAAGUAUAUUGGGGGCGAUGUUUCAUCUGUCAAUAGCUUUCGAUGGCUGUGA